AGAGCAAGACAGUGAGCUUUAGAGAGAGAGGGAGAGAGAGGACGAGGACAGGCAGAGAACCACAGCCAGCAUUAUAGAGAGGGAGAACACGAAACACUCAACAAGAUAACAGGAGAUACGCAUGGGAACAGCAGCUCACUGGAAAAGCAGAAGCAGAGAUAUAGAGACAGAGUAGGGGAGCUAGUGUGCAAGACAAACGUAUCACAGACUCAGGGUCUGCGUGUGUGUGUGAGUGUGAUACAGCUCAGUGUGUUUCCACGGUUCUCCUGAGGCCGUGGCAGCCAUGGCGUCAGAGCCUAGCACCCAGUCCAGGGUGAUGUUCCAGGCAACGGACAAAACAGAGGAGCCGGCACACCGCAAGCUGGGCAAGCUGACAGUUAAAUACAACCGCAAGGACCUGCAGAGGAGGCUGGAUAUCGAGGAGUGGAUCGACGGACAGCUGCACCUGCUGUUUGACUGUGAGGAGGAAGAAAUCCCAGAGUUAGAGAUUGACAUAGAUGAGCUCCUGGAGCUGUCAGAUGAGGGGCAGAGAACCCGGCUGCAGGAGCUGUUGCAGGAAUGUGGGAAGCCGAAAGAGGAUUUUAUCAACGGGCUGCUCUACAGGAUAAAGGGUCUACGCAAAAUGUCAGGUCCCUUGAAGAAAUAAUUCUAGGUCAAAUAAAGAAUUGAGACAAUGUGGAGCCUCUUAUCUUCCCAUCUCCCACACGUUAACUGUUUGGAUGCCUGUAUGUGCGGUUCACAUGUCAGUGGGACUCUCUUCCUGGUUCAGCAUCAGUCUAACACCAGAGCAGUUGGGUUUUGAAUGGAUUUUUUUUAUUAUUAUUUCACUUUAAUUUAUGGACUACUAUGACAUUUUCUUUCCCAUAAACCAAUAAUGUACAUCAGAUAAAAGCUGUAUUAACUAUUACUCAGAUGGACUGAUGGACUUCUUUUUUGUGUAAGACUGUACAUUUUCAGUUGCCUAUUUAUGUACAUAAAUAUUUUUGUUCUGAUAACAGUGUUGUAUGUCAAAAUAAAACUGAACAU
Molecule: messenger RNA, 1026 nt
Organism: Toxotes jaculatrix (banded archerfish)
Lineage: Eukaryota; Metazoa; Chordata; Actinopteri; Toxotidae
Gene: ppp1r14d
Product: protein phosphatase 1 regulatory inhibitor subunit 14D
Exons: 4
Coding region: 284-646 (120 amino acids)
Biological process (GO): regulation of phosphorylation
Cellular component (GO): cytoplasm
Molecular function (GO): protein serine/threonine phosphatase inhibitor activity
Source: RefSeq, a predicted model, not a curated record